Messenger RNA from Solanum lycopersicum (tomato), 573 nucleotides. The record is from RefSeq and is a predicted model, not a curated record. Lineage: Eukaryota; Viridiplantae; Streptophyta; Magnoliopsida; Solanales; Solanaceae.
AUGGCUCUUGAUUCCCUCCCAAACCCAACAAAUGAAGCAACUUUAAAUUUUUGGGCUCCCUCCAACAACAUCAUCUCCUUGAACAAUAAUAACCAGCUUACCAUAACCAACUACCAAUCUUGGCAAUAUCAAUGGGAAACAGUAAUUACUUCCUAUGAUUUUCUUCCGUUUAUUAAUGAACCCCCAUCAACCACAGCUAUCUCUGUCUAUAAACGACAAGACCAUCUCAUUAGAAGUUUCAUGGUUGCAUCCCUCUCACCAGAAAUUAUACCCUUUGUUACUGAUAAUAAAACUUCUUAUGCGCUUUGGCACAAUCUUGCCACGACUUAUACAAAACCGUCACAUUCUCUCAUAAUGAGUUUGCGAGAAGACUUGAAUACUAUUCAAAAGGGAAAUCUCUAUAUUACUGUUUACUUCAAGAAAAUCAAAGAGAUUUGCACCAAGAUUGCUUCCAUUGGUGUUCACAUCUCCGCUGAUGAUGUUUUUCUUCAUGUCGUACAAGGCCUUUCUUCCGAGUAUGAUAGCAUUGCCUCUGCACUUCGUGCUCGUGAAACAGCCAUAACCUUUGAAUAG